ACGUUAGUAGUGCACGCGGGAAUUUCUCGUGUCGGUAGAGUAACGAAAAAAGUGAGAGACACACGUUCUAUCAACCGGUUUUAACGACAUUUUUAACCAGGCUACAUCAUGUCGUGGCUUUUUGGAUAUCGCAACGCACAACCCCAAGACUUUUCCCAAUUUAUACAACCACAAGUACCCGGUGCGAGUGGUGGUGGAGAUGAUGGUCAUACACCACCACCUAAAUCCUCUCAAAUGGAAUCCUAUCGAUUCGAUUCGACUGCCUUGGAAAGAGCAGCGGCAGCUGCCAGGGAACUCGAAAAAUCCGUACAUGCCAAAGAAGCAUUGGAACUUUCCAAAAUGCAAGAAAGUACCAAACAGAUGGAAAGGCAAGCAGAAGUGAAAAAAUAUGAGGCUAGCAUAGAACAAAUGAAAAUUGAGCAAAAACGUAUUGAAGGGGAAGAGAGAAGAAAAAGUAUACAAGAAGAAACUAAACAACAUCAAAUGAGAGCACAGUAUCAAGAUCAAUUGGUGAGGAAGCGGUAUGACGAUCAGCUAAUGCAACAACAGAGAAUGAACGAUGAGAAUUUAAAGAGACAAGAAGAGUCAGUGGCAAAACAGGAAGCAAUGAGGAAAGCUACUGUAGAACAUGAAAUGGAUUUGAGGCAUAAAAAUGAGAUGAAAAAGUUAGAAGCAAAGAUUAUAGCAAAAGCAAAGAUAGAUAGGGAAAAUCAAGAUCUGAAUUUAGAACGAAUCAGAGUGGAAGCAUCUGAAAAACGAGUCACAGUUUUGGAAUCUAUAAAAACCGCCGGUUCGGUAUUGGGCACCGGCUUGACGGCUUUCCUUCAAGACUGGGAUAAAAUUCUCGCUGCCGCAGGAGGUUUGUCUCUGCUGGCUCUCGGUGUAUAUAGCGCGAAAGGUACAACGGGUAUAGCAGCACGGUACAUAGAGUCGCGGUUGGGCAAACCGUCUUUGGUUCGAGAAACUUCCAGAUUCACAGCAUUGGAUACGAUACGGCAUCCUAUCAAAGCAGUGAAGAAACUGGAAACUAAGCAGACCGACGCAUUGUCUGGUGUUGUUUUGGCACCGAAGCUUGAAGAAAGAUUACGCGAUAUCGCGAUAGCUACGAAAAACACGAAACAGAAUCGCGGAAUGUAUAGAAAUAUAUUAAUGCACGGUCCCCCUGGAACCGGUAAGACUAUGUUCGCCAAAAAAUUAGCGGAACACUCUGGUAUGGACUACGCGAUCGUAACUGGUGGCGAUCUGGCACCAUUGGGUCGAGAUGGUGUCACUGCUAUUCAUAAAGUCUUCGACUGGGCGGUAACCUCUAGGAAAGGUCUCCUGCUUUUCAUCGACGAGGCGGAUGCCUUUUUAAGGAAACGAUCCAGCGAACGUAUAUCAGAAGAUCUGAGAGCGAUGUUAAACGCGUUCCUCUACAGAACUGGCGAGCAGAGUAACAAAUUCAUGUUGGUUCUCGCUUCGAAUACCCCGGAACAAUUCGACUGGGCUGUAAACGACAGACUAGACGAGAUGGUAGAAUUCCGUCUACCAGGAAAAGAAGAACGCGAACGUUUAGUUCGUCUUUACUUCGAUAAAUUUGUUCUUCAACCGGCGAUCGAAGGUAACAAGAGAUUAAAGGUCGCACAAUUCGAUUACAGCGUACUUUGCAGUAAAAUUGCUGAAAUGACCGAAGGAAUGUCUGGAAGAGAAUUAGCAAAAUUGGGCGUCACCUGGCAAGCAGCGGCCUAUGCUUCUGAAGACGGUGUAUUAACGGAACAAAUGGUUAUAGAUAAAUGCAAAGAUGCUAAUAAGCAGCACAAGCAGAAGGUUCAGUGGCAGAGUGAACAAGAAAGGCAAGAGUCAAAGUCGAUUUAUGCCACUGAAAAAGAAACAGAGGUUCAGCCUGUGAAGUCAAAAGUUACGGUUGGAUCGCCAAUCGAAACAGCUACUGUGACUGCAGCUUAA
Molecule: messenger RNA, 1944 nt
Organism: Habropoda laboriosa
Lineage: Eukaryota; Metazoa; Arthropoda; Insecta; Hymenoptera; Apidae
Gene: bor
Product: ATPase family AAA domain-containing protein 3
Exons: 4
Coding region: 109-1944 (611 amino acids)
Biological process (GO): mitochondrion organization
Cellular component (GO): mitochondrion
Molecular function (GO): zinc ion binding; ATP binding; ATP hydrolysis activity
Source: RefSeq, a predicted model, not a curated record